Thrips palmi is the source of this 4957-nucleotide messenger RNA. RefSeq names its product pregnancy zone protein-like. The transcript is spliced from 27 exons. Gene Ontology annotation, cellular component: extracellular region. Gene Ontology annotation, molecular function: endopeptidase inhibitor activity. NCBI's taxonomy places the organism in Eukaryota, Metazoa, Arthropoda, Insecta, Thysanoptera, Thripidae. Bases 128 to 4558 code for a protein of 1476 amino acids. The record is from RefSeq and is a predicted model, not a curated record.
GGUCCAAACAGAUCCGAGCCGGUCGGCACUCACGAGUCUGCUCGAGGUGCGAAGAGGAGGCCCGGCACGUCCAGCGAAGCAACCGGCCGGCGCGAUCCGACACUCCGCGAACAGAAGGCCGUCCAAUAUGCUUCUGAGAAACCUGUCCGGUGCCGCUUGGAUGCUGGCGGUGGGCGUUGCCAUGGCUGCUACCGCUGAACUUGGCCAGGGGACCUACACGGUGGUCUCGCCCAGUUCCGUGCGGCCCCACUCCGAGUACCACGUGGCCGUGGCGGUGCAGGGCGCUGACCGCGACACGUCCGUGCAGCUGGAGCUCGCCAACAGCGGCGACAACGGCCAAAACGUCACCUACACCGAGAAGGUGGUGGUUCCGGCUGGCAGCACCAAGACGGCGCGUCUCAAGGUGGGCGAGCUCAACGCGGGCAAGGUGCGCCUGUCCGCCACGGGCGAGGGCGGCGUGCCGUUCAGCAACGCCACGGAGGUGGACUUCGACGCCAAGACGGCCUCGCUCUUCGUGCAGACGGACAAGGCCCAGUACAAGCCGGGGCAGGACGUGCGCAUCAGGGUGCUGGUCCUGGACCCCCACCUCAAGCCCACCGUCAGAGACCCCAUCAACGUGUUCGUGUUGUCAGAUGACCACCUAUUUGCUGUGUGCACGACGAGCUUCCUUGUCCGACUGCAGGACGGCAAAGGCAACCGCAUCAAGCAGUGGCUGAGCGAGCAUCCCGAGGGCGGGCUGUGGUCCGGCACGUUCUCCCUGUCCGCGGGGCCGGUGCUCGGGGACUGGACCGUGGCCGCCGCGCUGGCCACCACGCCCGCCCCCGGCCCGGUCACCAAGACGUUCGGCGUGGCCGAGUACGUCCUGCCCACGUUCGAGGUGACGGCCAAGGCACCGCAGAGGGUCGCCUUGAAGCAGGGCAAGAUCGCCGUCACCGUCAAGGCCAAGUACACCUACGGGAAGCCAGUGGUUGGCAAGGCCACGGUGCGGGCCCCACUGCCGUACUACUGGACCAACCCCUUCUCGGCGCACACGUUCCCUGUGCCGGGCGGUGCUGCGGAGAAUGCCUCGACCUCCACGACCAUCUCCACCACACCCAGGCCGCCGAGACCCACACACGUCGAAAAAGUGGUCCCGAUUGACGGCAGUGCCACGGUCGAGUUCGACAUGAAGGAGGACCUCAAACUGGAAGACCACGAUUGGAACCACGUGAACUUCGAGGUGUCUGUGGUGGAGGACGUGACGGGCCGCGUGCUCAACGCCACGGACGUGGAGGGCACGCAGGUCCGGCGGCACGACUUCGAGUUGCAGUUCGUGGACACCUCGGACACUUUCCAGCCGGGGAAGCUUGUCAUAGCCAAGGUGAAAGUGACGGAUCUUGAAGGCAGCCCCAUCCACGACGACAAGAACCCCGUCGAGUUGAAGUACAGUUACAAUCACGGAUGGGAAGAACUCGAGCAGAAAUCGCUACCGAAGCAAACGGUUCCGCCGACGGGCAUCGUGACGUUCGAACUGGAGCCGGAGAAGAACAAGUCACAGAUCAUAUUGACCGCUGUUUAUUGCAACAACACCGCCGUCCAAUACAUUAGCGCACUCGAGGAGGGGGAAAGUCAGAACCUUAGCGUAGAGAUGGUGCAAGAAAGCGUUAAUGUCGGCGACGACAUCCUGGUGCGGGUGAUCGCCAAGGUGCCUCUGCGCCAGGCCACGCUGGUGGUGCAGGGCCCGCUGGGACUGCGGUCGGUGCGCGACGUUCCCGCCGCGCUGGACGCCGAGCAGGACUCGAAGCAGGACGCAAAGGCGGGCACCACGGUGCGCGUCCGCGCCACUGCCGACAUGGCCCCCGCCUCGCGCGUCGUGGUGUACGGAGUGACGGCGGACGGCCUCCUGGCGGCCGACGUGACGGCCGUCAAGGUCAACGCGACCCUCGCGCCGGUUGGGGUACGCAUCCUGCCGGGCCGCAGCGAGCCGGGUCGCGCAGUGGAGGUGUCGCUGACGGCGCGGCCCAACGCCACGGUGGCGCUGCUGGCCGUGGACCAGAGCGUGCUGCUCCUGAAGCAGGCCAACAACGGCGUGACGGCCGCCGACGCCAACAACGAGCGCCUCAGCUACGAGUCCAAGUCCAAGAGGCCGUGGCUGGGGUCCGGGGCGGAGAGCCUGCUGGGGAAGUGGAGGCGCUGGUGGUGGUACUCCCCGGAGGAGGUGCUGGAGGACGCCGGUGUCGCCUACAUGUCGAAUGCCAACGUGGUGCGGAGGGAACCACCGCAGGCGCUCUAUGCGGUCGACGACAUCAUCGACAUCCGCGCUCCAGGCGCCCCAGGCGCGGCGCCCGGAAUGGCGGUGCCUCCCAUGGCCGCGUCGGUGGGCUCCGGCGACGCAGGCGGGGCAGCUCCUCCGCCCAGGCUGCGCACGCUCUUCCCGGAGACGUGGCUGUGGGAGAGCUUUAAUGCUGGCGCUGACGGAAAUGUGACCCUCAAGAGAAUCGUACCGGACACCAUCACGUCGUGGGUCGUGUCCGCCCUGGCCAUAGACCCGGUACAGGGGCUGGGACUUAGCGAGCCGACCAAGCUGACGGUCUUCAGGCCGUUCUUCGCCGCCCUGAACCUCCCCUACUCGGUGAUUCGAGGCGAGACAGUGCAGGUGCCUGUCAUCGUCUUCAACUACAUGGACCAGGACACCACGGCCACGGUGACGCUGCACAACGAGCUCGGGGAGUUCGAGUUCGCCGGCAACGCGACCGGGGGCCGGGUUCGCCGUGAGGGCGCCGGGAGCCAAACGCGACAGGUGACCGUGCCGCGGCAGGGUGCCGCCUCCGCGACCUUCGACAUCACCCCCAAGAAAGUGGGCCACGUGGCGCUCAAGGUCACUGCCGUGGGGGACAAGGCCGGCGAUGCCGUGGAGCGGCCCCUCAAGGUCAAGGCGGAGGGAGAAACUCAGUACCGCAACAAGGCCGUCCCAGUGUCCCUCGGCAAAGAGAAGACAUUCAAGGCGAUCGUUCCCCUCGAGUUUCCCGAGAACACGGUGCCCGACUCCGAAACCGUGGAGGUGUCUGCCAUCGGUGACGUUCUCGGACCCAGCACAGCCAACCUGGACACACUCAUCAGGAUGCCUUUCGGGUGUGGUGAGCAGAAUAUGCUCAACUUCGUUCCCAACAUCGUCAUCAUGAAGUACCUGAAUCACACGAACAAGCUGAGCCCCGCCCUGGAGCGCACGGCGCGCUCCUUCACGGAGACGGGUUACCAGAAGGAGAUGACGUACCGGCACAAGGACGGCUCUUUCAGCGCGUUCGGUGAAAAGGACCGCAACGGCAGCACAUGGCUGACGGCCUUCGUGGCCAAGUCCUUCCGCCUGGCCAGGUCCCUGGUGGCGGUGGAGGAGCGCGUCGUGGACGAGGCACUGGAGUGGCUGUCGAAGCAGCAGGCCGAGAACGGCUCCUUCCCGGAGGUGGGCACCGUCAGCCACCGCGACAUGCAGGGCGGCGCGGCCAAGGGACUCGCCCUCACCGCCUACGUGCUCACCGCCUUCCUGCAGGAGAAGGAUGCCACGUUCAAGCACCAGGACGCGGCCAAGAAGGCGCUCGACUACUUGGUGAAGAACAUGGACAGCCUGGACGACCCCUACGCCAUCGCCAUCACCACCUACGCCCUGCACCUGGCCGGGCACCCUGCCAGGGACGAGGCGUUCAAGAAGCUGGACGCCAAAGCCCAGUCCGGACGCGGACUCCGGUGGUGGAGCAAGACGGAGAAGGCCGACCCCGACAACCCCUUCUGGAGCCAGCCCAACUCCGUGAACGUGGAGAUGACGGCCUACGCCCUGCUGACGUACCUGGAGCGCGGGCUGGCCGAGGAGGCCUUCCCCAUCAUGCAGUGGCUCAUCGAGCAGCGCAACUCCAACGGAGGAUUCGCCUCGACUCAGGACACCGUGGUGGGGCUGCAGGCGCUGGCGGCCAUGGCUGAGCGCAUCGCGCUCCCCUCCGGCGACAUGCGCGUCGUCUUCUCCUACACUGUGAAGGGCGCCAAGCAGGACACGCCCAUCAUCGUCAACAGUAAGACCGGCAUGUGGCUGCAGCGCCACGAGCUGCCCCGUACCGUCCGUGAGGUCGAGCUGGCGGCGGACGGCGCCGGCUUCUCGCUGGCGCAAGUCUCCUGGAGCUACAACGAGGCCACGGUGGGCAAGCACCCCUUGUUCAAGCUGCGCGCGGAGCUUGCCGACAGGACGACGCCCAACACGCUGGUGCUGCGAGUGUGCUCCAGCUUCAUCGCGGGGCCGUGGGGUUCCGAGAGCAACAUGGCGGUGGUGGAGGUGUCGCUGCCUUCGGGAUUCACAGCGGACCAGGACGCGCUGCCCGCCCUCAAGGAGAACCCCAACGUGAAGCGCGUUGAGACCAAGGACCAGGACACCGUCAUCGUGCUCUACUUUGACAAGAUGGAAACCAAGGAGUACUGCGCCGAGGUAUCCGCCAUCCGUACCCACGUCGUUUCCAACCAGAAGCCGGUUCCAGUCACCGUGUACGACUACUACGAUCAGACCCGGCGUGCUCGAGUGUUCUACGAGGGCCACUGAACACGAAGCGACGCACCGAGAGCAGUCUUCGGGUGCGGCAUUCUCUUCUGAUUUCAUGAGGGAGUGAAAUGUCAAUUGAAGCGCUUUCGCAAUCACGGAAGCCAGCAGGGAUCCUUAAGUUACCUCGGAAGGGCACCAAAACGUUCUCGUAAUAUAUCAAUUAAGAAACCGUACCUUAUAACUUCCUUUGAAUAGGAAAAAACAUUUUUCCAGCUUCUUGAAUUUGUAUUUAGAAUCUUUGGAAGUACUUCCUUAAGUCCACACCUUUAACCUUUAGUGAACAUUGUAUUUUGUUACGUUAGGAAAGCAGUGAUAGUUAAAUGUUUCGUUAAGUUACAGAUCUUUGUAGUAGGAGCCCGGACUUUUGUUCAAUUUUAAAAUACAAACUUAUUCAAACUU